Melospiza georgiana is the source of this 2467-nucleotide messenger RNA. RefSeq names its product Zic family member 1 (gene ZIC1). Gene Ontology annotation, biological process: regulation of transcription by RNA polymerase II; central nervous system development. Gene Ontology annotation, cellular component: nucleus. The transcript has 3 exons. NCBI's taxonomy places the organism in Eukaryota, Metazoa, Chordata, Aves, Passeriformes, Passerellidae. The record is from RefSeq and is a predicted model, not a curated record. Bases 568 to 1905 code for a protein of 445 amino acids. Gene Ontology annotation, molecular function: DNA-binding transcription factor activity, RNA polymerase II-specific; RNA polymerase II cis-regulatory region sequence-specific DNA binding.
AAAAAAAAAAAAGGCCCCCCGAAAAAAAAAAAUCGGGUGAGUGUGGGGAAGCUCGAAGAGGAGAGAGAAACAAUCUCUCUGCCACUUUGCAACAUUCCUAUAGCCAAAAAAAUCACUGAAGGAAGUUUCUUUUUUGUUUUGGUUUUUUUUUUAAUUUUUUUUUUUUUUUUUGCUGCCUGUGUUGAACUCUCGCCGUUAUUGUUAUUUGCAGCCAGUUUAUUUUUGAGCUCACCCAACCCCCCCCUCCCCACUUAAACCUCCCUGAAAAGUCAAAGCAGAGAGACAGUGAAUAUUUUUGGGGCACGUUUUUAUUAUUAUUAUUAUUUGCAACUGCGAAGAUCUCUUCCCCCCUUCCGCACCAGCCUUUUUUUUUUUUUUUCCUUUUUUUUUUCCUUCCCCCUGCACUGAUGCCGAAGGGGGUGUUUUUGAUGUGGUUGCUUUGGUGGUGAUCGUCGCUGACUUUCCAAAGAGGGUGUUUUCGCCGCCGCCGCUGCUGCUGCUGCUUCUCUCCGCGUUGUGUGUGUGCGCGCGUGCUUUUUUUUUGGUUGCUGCAUCGACGCUGGGAAGAUGCUUCUGGAUGCUGGACCGCAGUAUCCCGCCAUAGGAGUCACUACCUUCGGAUCCUCUCGCCACCACUCCACGGCCGAUGUCACGGACAGAGAAGUGGGGCUGGGGAUCAACCCCUUCGCCGACGGCAUGGGCGCCUUCAAAAUCAACCCCAGCACCCACGAGCUGGCCUCGGCCGGCCAGACCGCCUUCACCUCGCAGGCGCCCGGCUACGCGGCGGCGGCCCUGGGGCACCACCACCACCCGACCCAUGUCAGCUCCUAUUCCAGCGCCGCCUUCAACUCCACCCGGGACUUUCUGUUCCGCAACCGCGGCUUCGGGGAGGCGGCGGCCGCCAGCGCCCAGCACAGCCUCUUCGCCUCCGCCGCCGGCAGCUUCGCCGGACCCCACGGACACACAGAUGCCGCGGGACAUAUACUUUUCCCGGGGCUGCACGAACAAGCCACCAGCCACGCUUCGCCCAACGUGGUGAACGGGCAGAUGCGCCUGGGCUUCUCCGGAGACAUGUACGGCAGACCCGACCAGUACGGCCAGGUCACCAGCCCCCGCUCCGAGCACUACGCCUCGACCCAGCUGCACGGCUACGGCCACAUGAACAUGAACAUGGCAGCCCACCACGGGGCAGGGGCCUUCUUUCGUUACAUGAGGCAGCCCAUCAAACAGGAACUCAUCUGUAAGUGGAUUGAGCCCGAGCAAUUGUCAAACCCCAAAAAGUCCUGCAACAAAACUUUCAGCACGAUGCACGAGCUGGUGACUCAUGUCACGGUGGAGCACGUUGGAGGACCCGAGCAGUCCAAUCACAUAUGUUUCUGGGAAGAGUGUCCGAGAGAAGGGAAACCUUUCAAGGCCAAAUAUAAACUUGUAAAUCACAUCAGAGUCCACACAGGUGAAAAACCUUUCCCCUGCCCUUUCCCAGGCUGUGGCAAAGUGUUUGCCAGAUCAGAGAAUCUCAAAAUACACAAAAGAACUCAUACAGGUGAAAAACCAUUUAAGUGUGAGUUCGAGGGCUGUGACAGGCGCUUUGCAAACAGCAGCGACCGCAAAAAGCACAUGCAUGUGCACACUUCCGACAAGCCCUAUCUCUGCAAAAUGUGCGACAAGUCCUACACGCACCCCAGCUCCCUCCGAAAGCACAUGAAGGUCCAUGAAUCAUCCUCGCAGGGGUCCCAGCCUUCUCCCGCCGCCAGCUCAGGCUACGAGUCCUCCACCCCUCCAACCAUCGUGUCUCCAUCCACAGAAAACCAGACUGCCAGCUCCUUAUCCCCUUCCUCCUCCGCAGUCCAUCACACGUCCAGCCACAGCACGCUUACAUCAAAUUUUAACGAAUGGUACGUCUAAAACGCUAAAACAAAACAACAACAACAACAAAACACAAACCGAAACAAAAAAAAAGCCCCAAGCGAGCAAACAAAUACUCUAUUUAAAGACUCCAAAAUAAUGGACACUCUAAAAUCAAAAUUUAAAUGAGCAAACAAAAGUAAAAUGCUGCCAGUAGACCCAGGACUGAGUAAAAUGAAGACUUAAUUUUUAAAAAUAUUUUUCUUUUUGUUUGUCCUCCAUUAUUUCUCUCUCUGUCUCUUUUUUUUUUUAAUUUUUCCUUUAUUUUUUUUUUUAUUUUUUUUCCUGACUGUUCUGCUCUGUUCCAAGGCUUGGUAGGCGAAGGGGUUAGUAGAAUGCAUAAGAAGACAAGGUUACCAGGGCAAAUGCCAACUGUGUAGGGCUUCACUGGAAACCACUGAUUAGAGAUCGCCAACUGCAUGUCUGCUCGGGCAGCGGCCUUCCCCCCCCAUCCCCUCUUGUAAAUACAGAAUUAUUAGCAUCAAAAACAAAACGACAAAAAAAGUGUACUGUUUGAUUUUGUAAAUAGUUAUAUCGCAAGUUGAAUAAGGGGAUAUGUGGA